Messenger RNA from Hipposideros armiger (great roundleaf bat), 2560 nucleotides. RefSeq names its product carboxypeptidase E (gene CPE). The transcript has 9 exons. Gene Ontology annotation, biological process: protein processing; peptide metabolic process. Bases 254 to 1684 code for a protein of 476 amino acids. NCBI's taxonomy places the organism in Eukaryota, Metazoa, Chordata, Mammalia, Chiroptera, Hipposideridae. The record is from RefSeq and is a predicted model, not a curated record. Gene Ontology annotation, molecular function: zinc ion binding; metallocarboxypeptidase activity.
CCUCGCAGUGGUUUCUCCUGCAGCUCCCCUGGGCUCGGCGGCCGGUAGUGCAGCCCGCCCAGCUCGGCUUCGCCCCUCUCCUCUGGGUGGCCCCAGCGCUCGGGCUGACACUCAUUCCACCCGGGAAGGGGAGGCGUGAGGAGGCUGGUGCAGAACUUGCCGUCUUCCCGCAGCGCCGUCCAGCUCAGUUCCCGGACCGGGCAGACAAAAGAGGCCGCCAGCGCAGGCAGGCACGGGCGGCGACAGCAGCGUGAUGGCCGGGCGGGGAGGCUGGGCGCUGCUGGUGCUGUGUGGGGCGCUGGCUGCCUGCGGGUGGCUGCUGGGCGCCGAAGCCCAGGAGCCCGGGGCAGCCGCUGCGGGCAUGAGGCGGCGCCGGCGGCUGCAGCAGGAGGACGGCAUCUCCUUCGAGUACCACCGCUACCCGGAGCUGCGCGAGGCGCUGGUGUCCGUGUGGCUGCAGUGCACCGCCAUCAGCAGGAUCUACACCGUGGGGCGCAGCUUCGAGGGCCGGGAGCUCCUGGUCAUCGAGCUGUCCGACAACCCCGGUGUCCACGAGCCUGGUGAGCCUGAGUUUAAAUACAUUGGGAACAUGCAUGGUAAUGAGGCUGUUGGACGGGAACUGCUCAUUUUCCUGGCCCAGUACCUGUGCAAUGAAUACCAGAAAGGCAACGAGACCAUUGUCAAGCUGAUCCACAGCACUCGGAUCCACAUCAUGCCUUCCCUGAACCCCGACGGCUUUGAGAAGGCAGCGUCUCAGCCUGGCGAGCUCAAGGACUGGUUUGUGGGUCGAAGCAAUGCCCAGGGAAUAGACCUGAACCGGAACUUCCCCGACCUGGAUAGGAUAGUUUAUGUUAAUGAGAAAGAAGGUGGCCCCAAUAAUCAUCUGUUGAAAAACCUGAAGAAAAUUGUGGAUCAAAACACAAAGCUUGCACCUGAGACCAAGGCUGUCAUUCACUGGAUUAUGGAUAUUCCUUUUGUGCUGUCUGCCAAUCUCCAUGGAGGAGACCUUGUGGCCAAUUACCCAUAUGAUGAGACCCGGAGUGGCAGUGCACAUGAAUAUAGCUCCUGCCCAGAUGAUGCUAUUUUCCAAAGCUUGGCUCGGGCAUACUCCUCUUUUAAUCCACCCAUGUCGAACCCCAAUCGGCCAUCAUGUCGCAAGAAUGAUGAUGACAGCAGCUUUGUAGAUGGAACAACCAAUGGAGCUGCUUGGUACAGCGUACCUGGCGGAAUGCAAGACUUCAAUUACCUCAGCAGCAAUUGCUUCGAGAUCACUGUGGAGCUUAGCUGUGAAAAGUUUCCACCUGAAGAGACUUUGAAGAGCUACUGGGAAGAUAACAAAAACUCCCUCAUUAGCUACCUUGAGCAGAUACACCGAGGGGUUAAAGGAUUUGUCCGAGACCUUCAAGGUAACCCAAUUGCCAAUGCAACCAUAUCGGUGGAAGGAAUAGACCACGAUGUUACAUCUGCAAAGGAUGGUGAUUACUGGAGACUGCUUGUACCAGGAAACUAUAAACUUACAGCCUCAGCUCCAGGCUAUCUGGCGAUAACAAAGAAAGUGGCUGUUCCCUAUAGCCCUGCUGUUGGAGUUGAUUUUGAACUGGAAUCAUUUUCUGAAAGGAAAGAAGAGGAAAAGGAAGAAUUGAUGGAAUGGUGGAAAAUGAUGUCAGAAACUUUAAAUUUUUAAAAAGGCUUCUAAUUAGCUGCUUUUAUUCUAUCUCUAUAAUGUAGUAUGAUGUAUUGUGGCCAUUUUCUUUUAGAUUUUGUGCAGUUAAUAUUUAACAUUGACUUAUUUUUUAAUCAUUUAAAUAUUAAUAGACUACUUAAAAUAAAUACUUAGACUCUUAGGUAAAAAUAUAAUAACUUGGUCUCUUUCUUCUCUUAUAUAACAUUCAUUUUCCUACAUAUAUUACACGAAGGAUUGUAGAAAAGAUUGAAAUGAUUUUGCCAUGUUAGACUUAAAUGCAAUAUUCACAUUAUAUACAAGACAGAACUUUUUGAGUAAUUCUAGCUUUUAAAAAUUAAUGAAAUUCUUUUAAUGUAAUUGGUGACAAUGUCACAUAAUGAAUGCCAUUGAAAAGGUCAACAGCUGUAGCUUGGAGUUGUGAGCACUAUACUGAAAGACUUAAAUAGCUCAGUAUAAACUGUCAUUUGUCUCUUGUGCUGACUAGCUAUAUAAGCAUGAUUUUGCUAAUGCAUUUUUUUUUGAUGGGAAGAAAAUAUAAAUGUUUAGCAAGAGGUAUUAUAAAGGAAAUGGAAAUUGACUUCUUGCUUGUACAUAUAAGGGCUAUCCUGCUAUGUCAUUCAGCCUGUUAGCACUAUGUCAAAGUUUAAGGUUUCCUCUUGGUUGUUGAUUGGCCCAGAAUUGCAUUCUAAAUGAAUAAAGGUAAAAAAAAAUAUAUAUAUAUAUAUCCCCAUGGUCUGCAUUUUAAUUCUCUGAUUUUUGGUCUAGAGUUGUGGUCUCAUGAUAAAAGUAUAUUCCCUUGAUAGCGGCCUCUUAUUUGUUCAUCCUCUAUAUUUUUAAAUUUAUUAAACUGACUGCUUUAUGCCAAGCACAGUGGAA